AUGCCAUGUCAACCCGCCCCUCAAGACUUGCCCCACUUUCUUCACACAGGCUCCGAUUGCAUUGGUGAACAUCCUCCCCCGCCGGAUCUUCUUCAACCAUGCCUUUCUUCAGCUGUCUCAUGUACGGACUUGCUGGCUGGAUGCUCCGGAUAUGGCCGGCCAGCGCUGCGGCUCAGAGUCUUCAAGUGGCUGGGCACGACGUUGAACUAUAGCCUGGACGCGCGUGAGAGUAUAGCACUCAGCGUAGCCUCCACACUUUCCUCUCAAGUCAACACAUCCCAGGGCGUCACUAAGAGCAUACCCGUCGUACAGUACCUCGCGGGCUAUUUCUCUGCUCUGGCGCUCCAAGACUAUCACACUGGCAACUCCACCUGGAAUGUCGAUGUGACUCAAGAUAUCCGGACAUACUAUAAUCAGUAUGGUAUCUACGGCGACGCCUUCAAUGAGAGCAGCGAUGCUGGUUUCCGGGGCCUCGCAUUUUACUACGCAUACAGAACUUAUAAGGAAGAGGACCUGCUGGAUACUGCAAUCACCAUCUACAACAGGAUCAACGAGACCGCUUUCAUCACUCCGAGCGCUGCAGCCAGUGGGACAGGUGUAGGUCGCAAUGUCUCCUUCAACCUGCCUGCGCAGUGCACAGCAGGCUCAUUCGCGGGUGGUGUCUUCAAUAACACGGUGCCUAACGACAUCACUGUGUGCGCGUCGUGUACGGGGCCCUUCCUGGCGUUAUCGGCCUAUCUGUUCGAAGAGACUGGCAACAACUCAUACUACAACGCGGCACAGCUGUCCGUGGACUUCAUGCAGAAUCAUAUGUGGGACGGGUCGGUCGUUGUCGAUACCUUCGACUUGGCGGAUUGCUCUAUUGCGUCGAAAGCAUUGACGUUCAAUCAAGCCAACUUCAUAGAGGGCUUGGCUGUGCUGGCGAAUGUGACACAUAAUGAUACUCUAACAUCGUUCUUGGGAACCGUCGUGGCCCGCGUGACCACUAAUGCGGCGUGGUCGUCAAGCAGCGGUGUCAUCACCGAGUACACAGAUCCUUCGGACACGGUUAAUUGGGGCCGCAAUCUCAAAGGCGUCUUCAUCCGGGCUCUCUCAGAAGCGCGCAUGCGGAACCCAGGUAGCGAUCUCGCCCGUUACAUAGAGGCAUAUACCAUGGUCAACUCCAUCCUGUCCAACGCUCGCGGCUCAGGCUCAAACGCCAACUUUUACGGAGUGAACUGGGCCGGGCAACCAGCGACGUCGUUUAGUGCCAUAGGGAACAUCGCUGCUUUGGAGGCAUUGAACGCCGCGCUACCGAAGUUGAAUUCAUCCAGCGGGACACACGGGAACCCCAUUGCAUCUACGACUCAGAGCGCCACUGCGACUUCUACGGCCACUGCGACUUCUACGGCCAUUUCGCCGAAACAUGCCACGUCGACGCCUACGGGGGCUGUCGUAGGCGGCGUGGUAGGCGGCAUUGUCCUCCUGAGUACGUUCGCAGCGGUCUGCUUGCUGUGGAGGCGUCGUCAGCUUGGGCGCGCUAUGAUCCGGCUGCACGCCGGCGCCAACAGCGGAACCUCGGUGGACAGCGUCGACCCGUUCACCUCCCGCGCACCGUCAGACCAGAUUCAAUCCAAAUGGCGCGAGUUAUAUGCGCCCAGUCAGCCACAUACGGAGCCGAUGCAUAGGCCGGAAGGAGAUGGCGCGCACUUGGGAGAGAGUGUGCAGCGUACGGGUGACGAGGCCCACGUGCGAGAAGUACUGCAAGCUGAAGGAGAGCCUCGCGAUCUCGCGGAAGUGCCUAGCCUCAUCGGGCGCUUGUACAACUUGCUGGGUCGCCAAGGGGAUCCACCUCCCGCGUACGCGUCCUGA
Peniophora sp. CBMAI 1063 is the source of this 1851-nucleotide messenger RNA. The record is from the annotation of a GenBank genome assembly. Lineage: Eukaryota; Fungi; Basidiomycota; Agaricomycetes; Russulales; Peniophoraceae.